AUUAAACCAUUAAUAAAUUGGCACGACACAAUGAAAUACCUCAGAGCUUCAGGAGACAGUAUUUGUGCAGCUGGCAGUUGAGCUUGGCUUGCGAUGUGCACUCAUGCACGCUUAUGGUAUAAAUAAACACAAGAAUGGUAGCAUGGCAGAGAGGCGGCUCCACCUGGGCUUGCAGACCUAUCGGAGAAAGGCGCUAGGCUGAUUUGGGCGGCUUUCAUCUUAAGCCCCAAUCAUGUUUGAGGGCUAUGCUGCGGACCUGCUGGCGACAUCACUGGGGCGGUUUGUCGACGUGCAGAAAGACAAACUCCGAAUCAGCCUGUGGAGCGGCUCGGGCGUGCUGGAGAAUGUGCGGCUGCGCUCGGAGGCGUUUGAGUACCUGAAGCUGCCAUUCGCCAUCCAUGAGGGAGUGGUGGGCCGCCUGCGCAUCAAGAUCCCCUGGGGCAACUGGCUGUACGGGUCGCUGGUGGUGGAGCUGAGCGAUGUGCUGCUGGCGGCCACGGAGCGGGCGGACAGCGAGUGGGAGGAGCCGGCGGCGCUGCGGCGCGAGGAAGCGGCAAAGCAGGCAGACCUGGCGGCGGCGGAGCUGGCCAAGCUGUCCCGCCGCAUGGCGGUGCAGCAGCAGGCCUCGCAGCAGCAGCAGGGCUCGCAGCAACAGCAGGCGCCUCAACAGCAGGCACAGCAGGGGCAGGCUCAGGUGCCGGGAGGCCAGGCCGUACCGCCAGUCCAGCAGGCGCCAAGCCAAGCGGCGCAGCCACACCAGCAACAGCAGCUGGGCGCGGGGACGGCGACGUCAGGGGCGGCUGGCCCUCCGGGCGCGUCCCGGCGUGCUUCCGUCAGCAGUGGUGGCGCGGGGCCGGCGGGCCUGGAUGGCGCGGCGGGUGCGGGUGGUGGCGGCGGCGGCGGUGGCAGCGGCACCGGUGCAUCUGCAAGUGCCGGGGCUGCUCCCGCCGCUGCGUCGGGCGACCAUGCGCAUGGCCACGCCCCAGGCACACACGGUGGCAGUGGCAACAGUGGUAGCAGUGGCAGCAGCAGCAGCAGCAGCAGCAGCAGCAGCGGCUUUGGCGGGGGCUUGUACGGCACGGUACUGUCGUACCUGACCCACUUUAUCCUGAACCGGCUGCAGAUCAACGUGCGCAACGUGCACAUCGCCUUCCGGGGCCGGCAGGACGGCGUGCCGUUUGCGGCGGGUGUGGCGCUGGAGAGCGUGAGCACGGUGGCGGAGCCCAAGCCGCCCAAGUCGGUGCUGGCGCGGCUGUACGGCGCGGCGCUGGGCAGACACUCGCAUGCCAAGUUGGCCCGACACAUCGCCGUGCGCGGGCUGUGCGCCUUCUGGCGGGCGCCACGGCCCGGCGCGCCGCGCGCCCCCGCCGCGGCGGCCGCCGCCGGGCCGCUGCCGCCGCCCCACCCGGACGACUACCUGGUUUGCCCCAUGGACACCCUGCUGCGCAUCACACUGGUGGGGCCGCAGCAGGGCCAGCAACACAACCCCACGCUGGCGCCAACCGCAUCUGUGACCAUGGUCAACGGCGGCGCCAGCGCCUCUGCCGCUGCGGCGGCGGGUGGCGCGCACGCAUACAGUUCGUACGCGCAUGCGCUAUCGGCCGGGGCGGCGGCGCAGGCACCCGAUGGCAGCAACAGCACCGGGGCCGGCGCGGGCUCCCGUCAGGGCAGCACCGGCAGCGGCCGGCCGCUGACGCCGCCGCCUAGCCACCAAGCUUCCGCCGCCGCAGCGAUUGCUGGUGUUGCGGCCGGCGCUGGGGCGGCGCCGUCCGCGCCCUCGCUGACGUUUGCGACGGGCGGUGGCACACACGUGGAGGUGGUGGCGGGCUGCGAGGCGGUGGCGGUGCAGGUGCGGCCGGAGCAGCUGCAGAGCAUGAUCCAGCUUCUGGACGACAUGGCUGUGUGGGUGAAGCGCGGCCGCUACGGCCGCUUCCGGCCGCCGGGCUGGUGCACAGCGGCGCAGAUGGCCCGGGCGCGGGAGGACGCGGCGGCGGCGGGGCUGUCGGGGCACGCGAGUAGCGUGGCGGCAGCGGCUGGAGGCCUGGGAGGAGCCGGCGUCGCGGCGGGGGUGGCAGGGGCGGGGGCCGAGGCGGGGGUAAGCGGUGGCGGCACUGCCGGUACGAUGCCGCUGCUCCGCAGCAGCUCGGACCCAGGGCGGCUGGCCGCAAUGAGCCGCGCCGCUCUGGCGUCGGUGCAGGAGACGGUCCCGGAGGAGGACGAGGGGAGCUUGGCGGUGGGGCCCUCAGGCCUGGGCGCAGUGGGCAGCGCCACAGUGCCAACGGGGCAAGGGGCAGACGGGGACGCCGCGAUGCAUGCCGCGCUGGCGGCCGAGCUGGCGGCGCUGCGCACCGCGUCGCCGGCCCCGCGGGCGCCUCCGCCGCGCGUCUCCGCUUCUUCGGACGCGCUGUUCAGUGCCGGUGCUGACGAGGAUGCGGGCGCGGGCAGCAGGCAGGCAGCGGGCCUGCAGGCUGCUGCGGAGGCGCGGCGGGGCGCCCGCAGCGCCAGCGCCGGCGGAGCCCCGGCUGGCGGCUCCACCACUGCAGCGGGGCCGGCACCAGGCGGCGGACCUCAUCCACGUGCGGCCGCUGACCAGCCCGGCCUUGCACGUGCAGCCGCGGCCGCAGCCCAGGGUGCGGCGGCGCCGGCGGCAGCCGCAGGCCUCAACGCGCCCUGGUGGACUCCGCCGCGGUGCGUGCAGGCGACGCUGUCAAGCCCGAGGGCGCGCGUGCUCGGCACCGUGCGCCAGCACUCCCUGCCGUCGCACUCCGCCGACGCCGACGACGGUGACACGCGCCCCGCGUCCGCAUCCGACGAAGCUGUGCGCGCAGCCGCGGUAGCACUGCUUGCGGGCGGCGGCGCGCGGGGGCCGCCGGCGGCGCGGGCGUCGCCCUUCGCCGGGGCCGCUGUCCAGGGCGCCGUCGCGGCGGCGGCCGGCGCCGGCGGACACCUGGCUGCCAUCCCGCUGACGCCGGUGGCGGUGGGGCCGCUGACGUGGCGCCACAUCUGGCAGUACGCGGGCCGCGCGGUGCUGCACGACCUGCGCGAGCGCCGCGGCACCACCUCCCUGCGCGACCACAUCGCCUACAAGCGCGCCUACUGCCGCCUCUACCGCCGCAAGCUGGAGCACCUGCGCGCCGCCGAAGGCGGCGGUGGCGGCGGCGGCUCCGCCGCCACGGCGGCGGCGGCGGUGGCAGCGGCGCCGCCGCCGCUGACAGCGUCCGAGGUGGUGGAGCUGCAGCGCUUUGAGGCGGAUCUGCCGCUGUCGGACAUCCUCACGUUCCGCCAGCUGACGGAGCAGGAGCUGGAGGCAGAGGCGGACAGGGAGCGCGAGCGCGCCGCCAACAGGGCGCUGGUGGCGGCGGCGCUGGGCUCGGCGCCGCCGCCGGCGCCCGCGACGGCGUCGGCGUCGGCGGCGAGUGCGCCUGGCGGCGCGCCGGCGGCGGCGCAGCAGCGCAGCUGGCUGGCGUGGGGCCUCUCCGGCGUGUCGGGGUUCUUCACCUACAGCACCAGCGGCCUCACGGGGGCGGGCGGCGGCGGCGGCGGCGGCCGCUCUUCUGCCGUGCCGCAGGCGGUGCUGUCGGAUGCGGAGCUUGCUGAGCUGUAUCGGCUGCUGCAGGGCACCUCUCUGCAGGCGGCAGUGGCGGCAGGUGCGCCACACGCCGACGUAGGGUCCUCUCAUUCGGCGCACGGCCACGGCCACGGUCAUCAACAGCACGGGGCCUCACACCACCACCAGCACGCCUCGGCACACGCCGCCAGCGGCCGCGACAGCGCAGCAGCGCACGCAUGUGCCUCUGCUGCGGCGCCUGCCGCUUCGGCCGGGGCGCUGCCGCUGCUACUGCAGAUACGGCUGCUGCACGUGAAGCUAGACAUCAAGGGCCACACGCCGCCGCCGCUGGCCCGCCUCAGUCAAGCCCGCUCGAGCAGCGCCGACGGCGCUCCACCGGCGCCUCUGCCCCACACCUCUGCGCCGGGCAGUCGCGUGGCGGCGCCGACGCUGCUGUCCGUGUCCCUGGGCUCGGUGAGUGUGGCGGUGGAGUCGGAGGGCGGCAGCAGCGGCGGCGGCACGGUGGUGGCGGCGGCGGUUGGCAGCCUGCACGCCUACGACCUGGCGUCAGACCCGGGCGUGAUGGAGUGCAUCCUGGCGCACUCGGAUGUCGACCUGGACGCCAUGACGGACGCGGUGGCCCCCGCCGGCGCCGGAGCGGGCGGCAGCGCCGGUGUCGGCGCAAGCGGCAGCGGCAGCCGCGCAGCAGCACCCGCGGCCGGCGCGGCGGCGUCGACCAGCGGCAGGGCAGGUGCAGUCGGCGGCGGUGGGAGUGGCGCAUGGGGCAGCUCAGCGUCAUGGUGGUACGGCACGAGCCGUAGCGGCGCCGCCGGCGGCGGUGGCGGCAGCGCCUCCGCCUCUUCUGCAGGCCGGCGCAGGCAGCCGCAACACGGCGGCGGCUCGUGGCCGUCGCUGGGCGCGCUGCUGUCGUGCGCCACUGGCGCGCCGCUGCAUGCCGCCGGGGCUGGCGGCGGUGGCGGCGGCAUGGCUGGCGGCAUGCACGGGUCCGUGAGCACCGACAGCCUGGACUCGGAUGUAGGGCACUGGGCCAUGGGCGGCGCCGCCAGCACCGGUGGCGGCGGCGCGGCGGGAGCUGUUGGCGGCGCCGGUGCGGGUGGCGUGGCCGGCGCUGAGGCCUGGUACUCGGGCCCCCCGGUGAUCACUGUGUCGCAGGUGCCCGUUCGGCGAGAGCUGAUGCCCGAGGCCGGCGGCAGCAGCAGCUGCAGCGCGAGUGAUGACGAUGAUGACGAGGAGAGCUGGGAGGCGUCCGGCAGCGGCGCUGCCGCCAGCAGCCCGGGCCACCGGCGGCACCACCAGCACCGCCACGGCCACCGCCACGCCGUCCAGGAGCCCGGGCCGCGCAGCACCAGCCGCCUGGAGGUGCACGUGCGGCCGUUGCGCAUGCUGCACCGGCCCAAGUGCUUCGCGGCGUUGGGCACCGCCCUGGCCAUCGACAUGUCGGCCUCGCUGGAGCACCACGCCAUGCACGCCGUGGCCGCAUUCGCCUCGCGGGACGCGCGCGUGCUGUCCAAGCUGCAGCGCACCGGCUGCGUGGUGCCGGGAGCACAGCACAUCAGCUUGCGGAUUGAUGGCUUUGAGGUGGUGAUGCCUGUGGCGGAGGCGGAAGCCGCUGCGGCGGCGCGGCACGGCGCCCACGACGCGCCCCGCGCCGCCGCCCGCUCCUCCUGGUCCGCAGCGCCCGACCGGCUGACAGCGCCAGUCCCCGGCCACGUGACCAUCGGCUUGUACGGUCUGCACCUGUCCACUUUGGAGGCCCUGCCGCCGCCCACACGAGCGGGCUCCUCCGUGUGGUCGCGGCGAGGCUCGCUCUCCCAGAUGGGUGAGCUGGAGGCUGGUGCUGGUGCUGGUGCCGUAGGCGGCGGCCGACAGGGCGAAGCGGUCGGCACCGCGGCGUGGCAGCGCCGGCGCGUUGGCAGCGCCGGCGCGCCGGCCGCCGCCGCGGCAGCGGCGGGCCUCGAGGGCGGCAGCACGGACGAGGAUGAGGAGGCUGACGCCGCCAGCGGCCUGCCGCGCCCUGUGGCGCUACCGAGAUCCACCAUCGCGCGGCUGCAGCGGCUGCUGCAGCGCCGCCUCACGCCGUGCAGCACCACCGCCGACCUGGCGGCGCUGGCGGCGGAGGCGGCCGCUGGCGGCAGCUCGGGCGCGUCCGCUUCGGACAGCGCCGCGGCGCCCGGCUCCGCCGGUGACGUGACGCGCACGCUGCGAGCUGCGGCAGCGGGGCUGGCGGCAGGCGCCGACGACGGCCCAGGCUUCCACAGGGGCCGCCGUCGAGGCAGCCGCGGUGGCAGUGGUGGCGGCGGGCGGCGGCGGUAUCGCGCGACCUCGCCGCCGCGGCCGCUGCACCUGAGCGUGGACGAGCUGGAGCGGUUGUUCCUGUACGAGCAUAUGCGGUUCGCGGUACAAUCUGUACGGGUUGUGUACUGCCUGCCCGCCGGGGUGCAGGGGUGGGCGCGCGGCGCGCCGCCUGCGGCAGCGGGCGCAGCCGCGCCGGGGCCUACCUCCUUUACUGCAGGCAACGGCAGCGCCCACGCCUACUCCCACCACGCCACUCCGGCCCACCACAACCGGUCUGAGAGCAUGCCGCCCGCGCUGGCGCCGCAGCGGCAGUCGCAACCCCCGCAGCCUCAGGCGGCAGCGGUGGAGGUGAGCCUGCUGCCCUCAGGCCUGCACCUGCGCGGCACACUCAGCCGCAGCCGCCUGGAGCAAGACACCAGCGCGCCCUCGCUUGCGGUGCGGCUGGCGCUGGGCGGCCUGACCAACUCCCGCCUGCACGCAUCAAAGAUUGCCGAGGUGCAGCGGCUCUUCGCGGCUAUGGCCGCUCCCGCAGCUGCCGACGGUGCCGCUUCCAGUGCCGCGGCCGCGGAAGUGGGCACGGCCAAAGCAGCGGCGGAUGCUUCCAAGGUCUCACAAAGUACACAGAGCACCGGGCCGGAUGAGCAGCCGCCUGCAGGAACGGCCAUCGCCACAGCCUCUUCGUCUGUAGACGCGGACGUGAGCGCGCUGUCCGCGCCGCCAACCCCCGGGCCGACUUCGUCGGGCUUCAGCUUUGGCUUCGGCAUGCGCCGCCCCAAGCGCCGGUCCAGCCUUGGAGGCAGCGGCGGCGGCGCUGACGGCGGCGGCGGCAGCGCUGCUGGCGGGCCGGGCUCGGCAGCGACGGCAGUGUCAGCAAGCGGUCAACAGCGCCGUAUGACGACGGACUGCGCGCCGGCAGUAGGACCGGAGGCGGGCUCGCCGGAGCCUGCCGCACUGCGCCGCCGGUCGUUCAGCCACGAAGCCAUGCCGCGAUGCGCACGCACGCCUGCGGCCCUACGUGGCCGCUUUGACCGUGACGCUGCCGAGGUGUCCGCAUCGGCAUCGGCAUCUGCCGUGGACCUUGUGGAAGCAGGCAGCGAGCAGGCGGCGCCUCCGGGUGCAGCAGCGCCGCCGCCGCCAUCACAGCAGCACUCGCAGCCACUUGAUGGGGCUGUGAGCCAGACUGCGGUGGGCGGCGCGGCAGCUGCUACCACAGACACGGCUUUUGCAGCUAGGCCGCGCUCUUCCCAGGAGAUGCUGCGGCUGCCGCUGAUCGAGCGCACCGUCGCGCUGCAGAUGCUGAUCGAGCCGUUCGACAUCACGUAUGCCCUCGAUGGCGCAGCAUCUGACGCAGACUCUAGCACCGACGCCAGCAGCAAUAACAACAGCAGUAGCACCUGCGCAGGACAAGGCGCCAGCCCCGCGCUCAUCCGACUCAGCACCGGCGGCCGCUGCGACGUGCUCUACUCCCAGUGCGGCGCUGCCAGCUCGCUGUCGCUGCAGCUGCGCCGCCUGCAGCUGCGCAUCACGCCGCCGGCGCCUGCACCCAACGCUGCACCCACCGCUCCAGCAGCAGCACCGGCCAGCGGCGUGCUGGGCACGCUGCUCGCGACGCCCACCAGCAUCUGGCUGUCUUCGCUGACGGCGGACGUCAGCCGCACCAUGGGCGGCGGCCUGAGCACCUGUGGCGCGGUGUCCGGCCUGCGGCUGCUGGGUGCACCCGACCAGCCCGGCCGCUUCCUGCUGUCGAACGGCGCCAGAGCCGACGACGCGGCGGUGAGCUUUCGGUACUGGUCGGCGGGAGCAGAGCCGCCGCCGGACCCUGGGGCAGCGGCGGCCGUGGCGGCGGCGCACAUGGCGUCUGGGUGGUGGCGCUCGCCGUCCUUCGUGCGGCACGGCCCAGGCCGCACCAGCAGCGGCGGCGUGACCGCGGCAGUGGUCAGGAAGCUGCAGCUGAGCGGCGGUAGCGGCGGCAGCAGCGGCGAGCGGCGCUGGUCUGGGCAGCUGCGCCGUGGCGCCUCCCGGACGUCGAGCGGGGAUGCGUCUGAGCCCGGCUGCAGCCCGCCAAGUGGCGGCGGUGUGGACUUGGUAGUCACGGACGUGGCACUGGGGCUCGGCCUCAUCCUGUGGGCGACCCGCCUUGGCGGCUCCAAGCCAGACAACGCCCCAGACCCACCGCCCGCCGCGCCUCCGGCUGCGGCGGCAGCGCCGCCGCCACCCGCCCCAGCGGCGGAACAGCGGCCGCCGCCUGCGCCGUUUCAUGUGGGUCUGCAGCUGCGCAACUGCGCCGUGCUGGCUGUGGCGCCCAGCCGCACGCCCUUCGCCGCCGCCUCUGGGUCCGGCCACGUCGCAUGCCAGGCCCUGCUCAGCCUUGACCGCGUGCAAUUCCGCAUGCCGCCAGCGCCACUGCCGGCGUCAGCAGCUCCUGCAGCGCCAUUCGUGCUUGUUGCGCCACCGCCGGCGCCUCCGACCAAUCCGCCGCCGAUGCCUCCACGGCCGAACGAGCAGCAACAGCAGCGGCAGCAGCAGCAGCAGCCGGAGCCCUCUAGGCCAGGCGCCCACUACCUGGACUUCUACGGACCGCGACCGCCGGAGGCGAUGCCGUCGGCGACGGUGGCCGCGGCAACAUCGACAACGACACCCGCUGCACCGGUCAGGCACUCACCCGCAACGCAACCUGCUGGCUCGCCCUUCGGUGUGGCGGGCCGCCACGCCCAAGCGGCGGUGGGCGGUCCUGCCGGCACAGCGGCGCCCGCCGCGUCCACUGGCGGCCCCGCGGACGCCCGUAGCCGCAGGCAGCGCAGCAGCAGCGGCGCCAACGGGGCGUGCGAGGUGCACGUGAACGGCUUAAUGCUGUACCUUGCUGACAACCCUGACUCCGCCUUCCUGUCGCCGGUGCUGCAGCUGCCGGAGUUGACCGCCUCAUAUCGGCCGGUGCCGGCGCCUGGCGCCCGCAGCCCCCAGCUCGUAGCCACUGACGCCGGCUAUGCCGCGCCUGCAACGCAGCCGGCGCAGGCGGCCCAUGCCGCUGCUUCUUCCGCGGCCGGGCAGGCGCUGCCGCCGCUGGCUAUGGCGCUGACGGCGGUUAUGUCACGGCUUGAGGUCAGCCUGCAGCCGCAGCAGGCAGGUGUGCUGUGCGCCAUGCUUGCGGAGCUGGCGCCCCAGCCCACCGCGCCCGCCGCCCCCACCUCCUCGGCGGAGCAAACGACGGUCCAGCCGCGGCGACAGCCUGCGCCUCCCUCCGCCGCCACUCCAGCGCAGCCUCAGCCCCGCUCACAGCCACCCCCGCAGGAGCCGCCGCCGCACGGCGUCACGCCGACGCCGUGGGGUCUGCCGCGCCUGGCUGUAUCGCUGUCCGUCGACUGCGCGACAGCCCUGCUGGGCAGCGACGCCCUCAGUGAGGAGGCCAGCGUCUUGUACUGCCGGGGCGUACGGCUGUCGUACGACUGCACGGGAGAGGACGGAGAGGCGGAGGCGUGUCUCGGCUGGCGCGAAGUGACGCUGGCAAGCGUGGCCUCACGGCUCGACCCGCUGCUGCUCCUGCCGUCGCCCGCGCCGACCGGCCGCGCCGGUGUCGGCUCGUCUGCGUCGGUGGCCGGCGUGCAUGCAGGCGGCGGCGGUGGUGGCGGUGGCGCAGCGGGUGGCCUCGGCGGCGGCGGCGGCGGUGCUGGUGCUGACGGCGACGCGUACACUGCGCCGACGGUAUCAGCAGCGGGCGCCAAGAUCCACGCCAGCUCGCUGGCCAUCAUGAUGGAGCUGGCAGCGGCACAGCGCAGCUCCGCCGCCGCAGCGGCGCUAGCGGCGGCGGCGGCGGCCGCCGCGGCGGAGGCCGCCGCUAACAUGGCAGCGGCGACGCUUGCCAGCCUGGGUGGCGGAGGCCGCAGAGCCUCCGUGCCUAUGGACGUACCCGGGGGCUGGACGGGCGCCACGGCGUCGGCGUUGCUCAGUCGCGGCGCUGCGGCUGCCAGCCUUGCGCCGAUGGGCUCUGACGUGUCCGGGCUGGGCGGCCCCACGCCGAGCAGCCUUGGCCGGCGCGGCGGGCUAGCUGCUUCGGGCGCUGCCAUUCCGUCGCGCCUGCUAACGGGCUCCGGCUCGCUGCCGCGCAGCGGUGGCGGCGGCGGCGGCGGCCGUGCGGCGCUGUACAUUGAGGGCGCCGCCAGCGGCGCCGCCGGCGGCGACGCUGAUGCGGAGUUCUUCUCGGUUGAGGGCAGCAGCUUGUUGGAGGACCAGGAAGAUGGCGGCGGCGGCGGCGGCGGCGGUGGGCGCGACGUUGCGGAGCUAGAUGAGCUGCUGGCGACGGCAGCGACAGCGUCGAGUGGCUCUCUGCUGGGGCCGCUCUGGGCCGACGGCGCCGUUUUGUCCACCGUCAACGCCUUCCGUACCGGCGCUGGCGCGCCGGCGGCGGCAGCAGCUGCAGCUGCGCUUGGCGCCGGCGCCAUUGCGGCGGCAGCUGCUGGCGCAGGAGCGGCUGGCGCCACAGCAGAUGACGCGGCGGCGGAGCCGGCGACGCCGCUGGACGGCGGGCGGCGGCGCGGCACCAUGUUGUGCACGCACGUGUCCAGCUGCACCAGCAUCACGCAGCUCGCCACGCUGCCCGCGGUGCACCUGCCCGCGCCUGGAGGAUCGCCAGACGAGCCGCUGAGCACAGGCGCGGCCGCUGGCGGGGGUGGCGCCGGCGGACCGCCCGGCGGUAGCCGGAGCGCGUCGCCGGCGCCACCGCAACUGCUGACGUUGCCCGCGCGCGGAGCGCCGGCAGUGGUGCUGCUCACGAUGGGCGCGGGCGGCAGCCGGCCGGUGCCGGCGCCGCACGCCGCCGACUUCUCCCACCACCACCACCACCGCCACCAUCCCCUUCAGGACCAGCCGCAGCCGGCCACGACGGUCACGGUGCGGGUGCGGCCAUGCGCGGGGCCGUCGCGCCGCCACGCGCCCCUGCAACCGCCUGCGACUCGCGACGAGGACAGCUCAGAAGGCACCGCGCCGGCCCGCGCCGAGCCCUCGCUGUUCCGCUUCUCUUGCGGUCCCGGCUUCUUCAGCAGCGGCAGCGGCGACGGCGACGAGGAGGGCUCGCGUCGCGGCAGCGGCUCCGAAUCUGACGGCCUCACCGUGUCAUCCUCAUCAUCAAGUAGCAGCAGCAGCCGGAGUGGCAGCAGCGGCGGACGUGAUGCGCGCGCAGGACACGAAGGACUGCUGGGCACGAGCCCCGCGGCGCCCUGGCGCGGCGUCGCCGCCGCGGCCAUGGCAGGCAGCGGGGGCGCGAGCGGUGGGCCGGCAGCAGAGGCCGGGGCGGGGGCGCUGGUCAGCACCGGCAGGCAGCCGCACGUGGACGUUGAUGUGUGCGGGCUGCACCUAGUGGUGAGCACCACGCAAUGGCACCGGCUGCUGGACAGCUCGGCGGCGUGCGGGCGGCACUGGGCCACCGCGGACGCCAGCAAAGCCCGCGCGCGCGCCUGGCAGCAGCAGCAGCAACAGCAGCAGCAGCAGCAGCACCAGCACCAGACAGGCAACACGGCUGCUCCUGCACCCGCCGACGAGCCCAGCGCCACGUCAGCUGCGCAGGCGGCUGCAGAUGAUGCCAACGGACACGACGCCCUGCUGGCGCUGCUGCUCGCGCUGCCGGUCACAGCCAACGUGUCCGUGCAGGACAUUUCCCUCGUCGCCUACGCCGCGGCAGAGGCUGGGCCGCCCGCCGCGCGAAGCGCCAAGCUCGCCGCUGCCGCCGGCGCCUCCGGCGCCGCUGAGUCCACAUACCGGCGCCCCCCGUCAGCCGCCGGCGUCGUUCCGGCGGCGCCGCGCUGCGUGCAGCUGUCGGUGGUGUUGGGCGCGAGCGUGGAGGCGGCGGCGAACGGCUGCCUGGACCGCCUGACGCUGGCGCUGCCGGAGGUGAGCGUGGCGACGGGCGUGCUGUGGCUCGACCACGACCCGCGCGGCGGCACCUGGCACACGCUUGCGGAGCCGUGGCGGCUGGUGCUGCUGGAAGGGCUGUCCUGCGCCGCGGUGCCGCAGUUGCAUGGCGGCAGUCGCGGCAGCACCAGCGCCGGCGGUGGGAUGCCAGCAGGCGGCAGCGGCGGCGGUGCGCUGGACGCUGGCAGGGGGCCUACGGCUCCGGUCAGUGGGGACGCACCGUCGCCGCCUACUGCGGCUGCUGCCGCCGCCUUCAAAGCCCCGGGCGGAAGGCAUGGGGCAGGCACGGGCGCGGGCAGGAGUCAAGACGGCAGCGGAGGCGGCUUUGCGGACCCUACGGCUGCACCCGUUGCCAGCUCGCCGCCUUCGCGAGGCCUUGCUGGCAAGGUAGCUGCUGCGCGCUCGCUGUCAUCCUCGCUUCCCUUCGUAGCCGUUUCGCCGACGCCGCUUGACGCCGCGGCCGGCCCCUCAGCCUCUGCAGCGCCUGCCGCCGUUGCCGCUGCCGCUGGUGCUGUCGCUGGUGCUGGUGCUGCCGCUGGUGCUGGUGCUGCCGCUGGUGCUGGUGCUGCAGCUGGUGCUGCCGCUGGUGCUGCCGCUGCUGCUGGUGCUGCCGCUGGUGCUGCCGCCGCGGCCUUGACGUCGGAUGGCGCGGCCGUGCUGGUGCACGCGCUCCUGGAGGCGUCGCUGCAACACGCCUCGCUGUACGCCGCCCGCCGCUCGCUGCUUGCCAUCACCGGCCUGCUCUACGACACGCAGGAGCACUGGGAGGCACUCGGCUCAGUGCGCCGAGGCGGCCGGCGGCAGGCUCGCCGCCACCCGUCGCACGCGGGCGCCGGCGGGGCUGGAGCCCCCGCAGGCGGCGGCGCUGCACGCCAUGGCCGGGAGCGUGACGACGCGGCCGCGCAUGCUGACGGGCCGCCGCCGUCCUCAUCCGACGGAGAGGAUGACGAAGAUGACGAUGACGACGACGGAAGCAGCGCAGGAGAGGAGAGCGUCUUGGCGGGCGGCGGCGCGGCUCGGCCGCACGGUGCCGCCGGUGCUGGUGUGCUCAGCCAGCGCAGCAGCUUGGGGUUGGGCGCCUCCGCCGCAGCCAUCGGCAGCUCCGGCUUUCGGCGUGGCGGCGGCAGCGGAGGCCUUGCGGGUGCUGUUGGCACCGGUGGCGCCGCGGGUAGCGGCGCUGGCGCUGGCGGCGGCGCUCUGGCGGGCGCUGGCGCCGCUGGCGCAAGACCCAGCCGCCGAUCGCGUGAGUGGUGGUCGGGUGCUGCGGCCGGCGGCGAGCUGGCUGAUGACGGCACGGGCAUGCGGGGCCUACGGGAGGGCGGCGUGUUCGCGCCACAGGGCGUGUACUACCACUACCACCUCACCCAGCGCUUCCGACCCGCUGCCAAGGGCCGCGGCCGCACACGCCGGCUCAGCUGGGCAGCGGGCGCGGGCAGCGGCAGCAAAGCGGGCGCAGGCGACGCCAGCGGGCCAGCUGGCGCCGGCGCAGCUGGCGCCGGCGCGGAGGAGGCUCCUGGCGGCGGCGGCGCCGCCGCCGCAGCCAUGCUGCCGUGGUGGUUGCCACUGUGCUGCCUCACGCUGCGUGUGGGCAAGGCUGCGGCGGUGUUGUACACGGACCUGCAGGGCUUCGACCUCCCUCUCUUCGAGGUCGCCAUCUCGCCGCUGGAGCUGCAGCUCAAGCUCGCAGCUCCGCCGCCGCCGCCCACCGACGCGGACGCCGCCGGUGGCGAAGGCGCUGGUUAUGUGGACCGGCGCCCCUCCUUGGCCGCCGCGGCCGCCGGUGCGGCGGCGCCGCCUGCCUACAUGCGCAGUGCGGUGCAGCUGCAGACGCCGCCGCCCUACCGCCAUGCACGGGAGCAGCCGCCCGGUGCCGCGACGCCGCUGUCGCCGACAGCCGCGGAGGGCGUGCCUGGCGGCGGCGCUGCCCCGCCUGUAUCGCUUCCUCUGCCCCUGCAGCAGCGGUCCAGUGGGCGGCUGCAAGCCGCCCUUGCCAAACAGCUCGAUCAGGCCGCCGCCAACGGCGGGGCCGCCUCCGACACUUCAACCGCCGCCGCCGCGGCGGCGGCGGACUCCGACAGCUCGCUGCGGGCGCAGGGCCGGCCGGCGGCGCCGCGAUGGCCGCUUCCAGUGGCGUCUGUGCACGUGGUCCUGGACGCCAGCCUCCUCGUGGACGUCUACAACAUGGAGAAGCUGGGCUGGGAACCCGUGAUCGAGCCCUGGGCGCUGCAGCUGCUCUACACAGGCCUCCGGCCCGGCGCCGGCGGCGACGCCGCACUUGGCGCCGGCGGCGGCGCCGCUGCUGCCCGUGCGUGGGGCGGCGCCGCCCCGCCGGGGCCGGCCACGGCUCCGCCGCGCCACUCCUUUGCCCUGACCACCAACACGGUUCUUGAAGCCACGAUUGCGCCCGGGCUGAUCCCGGCGGCACGUGGCGCCGCCGCGCUCCUGACGGACCUGCAGUUGGCCUUGGCGACACAGAGGCGGCUUCCACCGCCGUCCCUGCCGCUGAUGCCGCCGGCCUUUCCCGAGGCGGCGCCGGCGUCGCAGCGGGCGCUGCUGCACGCGCCCACCAUGCCGCUGCCCGCCCGCGGCUCGGCGGCGGGCAGUGCGGCAGCGCUGUACGAGCACGGCGGUCAGCCGCAUGGGAGUGCACAGCACCUACAUUGCCAGCACCUCCGGAAUCACGGCACCGGCGCCGCCACCGGCUGGACGGGCGCGCCGCGGUCCGGCCUGCUCCCGCGCGUGUGGCUGCUGAAUACGUUGGGCCAGCCGGCCAGCUUCGUGUCGCUGCCUGAGGACUUCCUGAAGCACAGCCACCACCGCCAUCGCCACCACAACCACCACAACCACCGGCAGCACGACAGCCAGCACGACCACUUCACGCAUCGCACCCAUCACAGCUCCGGCCACCUCCACCACCACCAACAACACCACAACCACCAUCACCAUCACCAUCACAGCCAUGUCCAUCACGCCACCGGCCUCACAACAACCGGCGGCGCAGUCGAGCACACGGUCCCGCAUGGGUCGCUGGUGGUGGUGGAGUCGGUGUCCCUGGCCGAGCGCCAGUUCGCGGGGCGGCACGUCAGCAACCGCCUGCCGCCCACUGUCGUGCCCGGCGCAUGGGCGCCGUGGCCACCACCGCACCAGCACCAGCACCAGCACCAGCAGCACACACACCACGCCGGCUUCGAGGACGUGCGACAAGAGGCCGCCAGCCACUCGGAGUAUCCGCCGACGCACUACUACGGCCCUGGACCCGGAACCGGCCCUGGCUCCUCCUACCCAGCAUUCGGCCGCCGCCGCGGUUCGCGCGGCUCCUACGCAUCCGGCUCCGGCUCGGGUCUGGGCGCCGGCACCGGCACCGGCGCCGGGUCCGGCCUGGCCAGCUGCACCGACAGCGAACACAGCCUGGACGGCCCCAACGGCGGCGGCCAGCAUGCGAACCAGCAGCAGCACCAGCACCAGCAGCCGCAGGGCACGGCCGGGCAGCACCCUAGCCACAGCCACAGCCACCCGCACCACAAGACGGCGCUGUUCUUCCGGCUGAACGGCGGCCCGGCGCUCUUCGGCCCGGUGCCGUUCGCCGCGGCGGCCGGCAGCCGCUGGUACUUCCCCCUGCCGCCGCUGCCGCCGCCCGGUGCAGCGGCAGGGGCAGUGGCGGCUGCUGGAACGGACCUGGCGGCGGCGCUGCCGGGCCACCAUACACACGGGCCGUCGCACCUGCAGCCCUCCGGACAGCACCAACAGCAGCACCAGCAGCACCGCCAGGUACCGCCGCUGCCGCUGCCAGCGCCCGAGCUGCGGGUGGUGUGCGAGGCGCGGCCGCACGCGCUGUGCAGCCGCCGCCUGGAGCUGCGCUCCAACGUGCGCCUGCGCAACAGCAGCGGGCUGUGGCUGGCGCUAGGCGACUGGGCCUUGCUGGAGGGGCUUGGAGCGCCGGCCGGCUCGAGGCUGGGCUACGGCCGAGCCGCGUCCAUGCCGGCACACAGCAUGCACAUAGCCGCCGGCGCGAGCAAGGGUGGCAGCGGCAGCCAGCAGCCAGCCUACGGCCUGCAGGAAUCGCCUGCGUCAGUGGCGGGUGCCGGCAGCGCGGCAGGGCGGCCCGAGUCGUCGUCGUCGGUGCUGCUGCACACGCUGCCGCCCGGCGGCACGGUGUGGUUGUCCGCGGCGGUGCUGCAGCGCAGCCCGGUCGUGCUGGCGGUGCGGACCGCGGCGCCCGACCACUUGGCAGCGUCUGGCGCCGCCGCGGCGGCGGCGGCAGACCUGGAGCGCCGCAAGGCCGACGGAGGCGGUGCGGACGGCGCCGACGCGGACGGCACCACCGACGCCCUGGCAGCGGAGGCGGAGGCGCCGAUCUGGAGUGAAUGGAGCACGCCGCUCGACCUCACAAACAUGCUGGCAGACGCGGCCAAAUCGCUGGCGGCGGCCGCCGCAGCCGCGGAUGAGGGCGGCGCUGACGCCGCUGCUGUGGCGGCUGUCGCCGCGCGCGGCGUCACCUGCCGCCUCGACUGCUCGCUGCUACAGCCGCAGGGCGCCGGCGGCGCCGCUGAAGCCGCCGCAACCGACCCGACCAGCACCUGCCACCUCAUCGCGCAUCUGGUGCCCUGCUCCUCCCCUGCGACAGCCUCCUCCUCACACGCUGCUACAGCCUCAGCUGCUGCCACGGAGCGGCCCGAGUGGGAGCUCGCCAUCAUGUCGCCGCUGGUGCUGCAGAACGACCUGCCGGUUGCGGCGCGCUUCGCGCUCAGCGCCAUUAGCAGCCUGGGCGGCGGCGCGGGCUCCGCCGCCGCCGCCACAGCAACCCAGCCACUGGCGCCGGAGCUGCGCGCCAGCCUCGAGGCGUUGAGUGUGGCGCACGUGCACGCCUUCCCCGCGCACCGGCUGGUGGGCGUUGCCUGCCGCCCAGUGGGCUACGCAUGGAGCUCGCAGCUGCAGCUGUUUGACAGCGCCGACGGCGCUGGUGGUGAUGGCGGCGGCGGUGGCGGCGGCGGGUUCUGGGCGGCUGGGCACGGCGGCAUGUCGGCGGCGGCGCUCGCGGCGGCGUCCAGUGCCGCGAGCGACGGGCCGCCCGAGUUUGAGCCGCUGCACCCGGGGCUGGAGCCGGCGAGCUACGGAGGCGGGGGCGCGGGCGGCGGCGGCGGUGGGGCGGAAGGGCUGGUGCCGUACUGCGAGGCGGCGGUGCCGGUCCGUGCCACUGUGGACGGUGUGCAGGACGUGCUGCUCAUGCUGCGCACCUGGCUGCACCGCGGCACGGGCCAGGUGCGGCUGCAGCUGAGCGUGCCGGUGUGGGUGUAUAACUGCUUGGGGCUGCCGGUGCAGCUGCGGCCCACGGUGCGCCUCGUGCUGGGCCCGCCGCAGCGCGACGGCAGUGACGCCGCCGGCGCCAGCGGCGCCGCCUGGGUGCCGCCGUGCCUCACCUCCGGCGGGGCGCCCACGCGCGCGCCCGCCGCGGGGCCGUGCAAGUCGCAGCUGUAUGCGCUGCAGGCCGCGGAGGGGCUGCUGGCGCCCGCCGCCGGCCGCCGCACCCCGCCGUCGACACUCGCCGGCCAGGACGGCAGUAGCAGCGGCGGCUGCGCUGCCGGUGCUACAGCCACCUUCAAGUCGAGCAGUAGCGCCCGCAGCGCCCGCUCGCUUGGAGCCCACACCGUGGCCUCGUCUGGGCGCAGCGGUGGCUCUGGACGUGGCCGUGGAAGCGGCGGCGGCGGCGGUGGUGCCACUGGCGCGCCCACCGCCGCUACCAGCCUGCUGACGUCGGCCGUCGCCGGCAGCGGACUGCUUGCGGCGCUGGGCCCUGGCGGCGGAGCCCUUCGCGCAGCCGGCGCCGGCGCGUCUGCCGCCCCUGCUGCAGCCGACGGCACCAGCGGUGGCUACGCAGGUAGCGGUCUGGCGGACCUUUCGCCACGUCACUCCGGCGCCUACAUGACUGACGAGCUCGCCAGCGCUGCUGCCGGCGCUGCCAUCCGGCGCUACCCCAGCCUCGACUCUAUGGCCCCGUCGGCCGCCGCAGCGGCGGCGGCAGUCCAGCGCAUGGCAGGGCCGGCCGCCGCGGCUGCUGCGGCCGCUGCGCAGGCGAAGCAGGGCAGGAGCUCCUGGGACACCUUCCGUGAGUCCGCGCCUGGUCUUGGGGCUGCCGGCAUGCUGCCAUCCAUGGCCGCCGCCGCCGCGGCCCCGCGGCCCCCGCCGAGCCUGGCGUCAGCGACGAGCGCGCGGCCGCCGCCGCGGCCCUCCUCGCCCUUCAGCGGCGGUAGUGGCGGCGCCAGCGUCAGCAUGACGGACGGCGCGGGUCGUGGCACGGCACGGACGGUCGUGGCGACGGCGCCGUACGCGGCUGCGGGGGUGGCGGGGCUGCAGCCUUGCAUGUACGGCGGCUUGCCAGUCGGCAUAGGGCAGUUGGAGCUGUGUGUGCUGUCGUACCCUGGCGGCGCCGCCGACUGGUCUGCUCCCGUCUGGCCCGCCGCCGACGGCACACCGCUCUACGUGACGCUGCCCUGUGCGCCACCCGGCGGAGACGGGGCGGCGGCGGCAGGAGUCUACCCCGGCGGCGCAGCGGUCGCGGCAGCCGCAGCGGGCAGGGCCCGCGCCGCUGACGCCGGCGUGGGCGUGGCGGGUGGUGGUAUGGGUGCGGCGGGUGGCAGCAAGGGCAAGGGCCGCGGCCCGGCUAUUCAUGUGGUAGCAAGGCUGGUGCGGGUGGGGGCGGGCACGGGCAAAGGCGACGGUGCCGGGGGCACCGCUGCGGUCGCGGCAGGCGGCGCUGUGCUGCUUCCGUCGCCGCUGGCACCGCGCUGCGUGGCGCUGCACCUGCUGCCGCGCUACGUGGUGCAUAACGGACUUACGGCUGCGGUGCAGCUGCGGCAGCAGGGCACCUCGCCCGCCGCCUCGCUGGGCCUCGGCGAGCGGCGGCCGGUGGCGUGGGCGGACGUGGGUCUGCCGCUGCGAGUGCAGCUGCGCAUCCAGGACCCGGGCUGGUCCUGGUCGGGUGGCGUGGCGCUGGAAGAGCUGGGGCCCGGGGACCUGUUCGUCAAGAUCCGGCACCGCAACCGUGCCGAGACGCAGCUGGUGCGGCUGGACGUGAGCCUCAGCUCCGCGGGCACGCUGGUGGUGGGGCUGAGCCAUCACCACACCGACUUCGCGCCCUACCGCAUCGACAACUGCUCUUCCGAGGUGCUGCACGUGCAGCAGGUGGGCUGCCUGGACGCCGAAGACGUGGUGCGCCCCUACUCCUGCCUGCCCUACACCUGGGACGAGCACACGCCGGGCCGGCAGCAGCGCGUGCUGCUGUCGCUGCCGGGCCGGCGGCGCCUGGGCGAGGUGGAGUUGGACAAGGUGGGCACCCGCCUGGAUGUGGCCGUGGUGCCCUCCCAGACCGGCGGCCACGGCCGCAAGCGGCUGCUGCGCAUCUCCGUCACCGCCGACGGCCCGACACGCGUGCUGCGGGUGGUGGACACCGGCGCCCACCCCUCGGACGCCCUGCCCGCCACCGCGCACCAGCACCGCCACCACGUGCAGCAGCAGCUGCACGCAGCCGCGGCGGCGGCAAGGGCCACGCAGCGGGCCUCCGGAUCCGGCGCAGCCGGCGGUGGCGUCGCCGUCGGAGGGAGGCCCCCGCCCUUCACCAGAACGCCAGCGCGCCGCGCGGCCUCGCAACGCAGCCUCCUGCUCUCCAGCAGCCCCACUGGCCGCCUCGCACGCGGGCCCGCGCAUCCCGCCACCACCAGCGCCGCAGCCACCAGCCCCACCGGCGCCGGCGCAGCCGCGCCGCCGCCCGAGUCGGAGUGGCAGGUGGAGGUGUCGGCGUCGGUUGCGGGCGUGGCUGUGAGCCUGGUGUCGGAGCGGCGCGAGCUGCUGUACGCGCUGCUACAGGGCUUCCACGGUUCGCUGCUGGUGGGGCCGGCCAAGGUGGCGGCCGCCGCCUCGCUGGCACACGUGCGCUGGGACAACUGCCUACGUGGCGCCGCCUUCCCCAUCAUGGUGUACGGGCCCGUGGGCCGGUCCCUCUUCAACACCGCGCUGCUGCUGCCCAUGCCGCCGCCGCCCAGCGCUGCGGGUGGAGCUGGUGCGGCAGCAGCGGCAGGAGGCAGUGGCGGCAGCGGGGGCGCGGGCCGGCUGCUGGCGCUGCCGGCGGCGCCUGCGCCGGCGGCAGGGCAAGCUAGUGCUGCUGGGGCCGGCGCUGACGCCACUGCGCCCCCCGCUCCCGCCAGCGCGGCGGCAAGCUCCUCCUCGCCGCAACCGGCCACUGCCGCUGGCGCCUCGACCUCCGCUGCCGGAACCCCGGCCGCGGCCGUGGCGCGGCUGCCGCCGCCGGCGCUGUCGGUCCGUCUGGUGGUGUGGCGCAAUCGGCCUGGCGGCGUGGUGUGCGUGCAGAACGCCAGCGUGGCAGCGGCGCCGUUGGCUGUGAGCAUCGAGGAGACGCACCUGCGCGAACUCAUCGGAUUGGCGUCACGCAUGGCGGCUGCGGCGACCGCGCCGCUGGAAGACCUGAGCGCUGUCAGCGGCGGCGGCGGCGACGACGCAGGCGUGGCCGUGGGUGGCUGGGCGCCUGGCGGCGAGGCCACCGCUGACGGCUUCACGUCGGGCGUGGUGCUGAGCGCCGCUCCCGCCGCGGCGGUGUCGUGGCGGGUGCCGUCGCAUGAGCCAGACCUAUCCAUGCUGCGGCCCACCUCGCCGCCUCCGAUGGGCUGGGGCGGCAGCAGCAGCGCCUCAGGCGGCGCCGCCAGCGCGGCGGCCGCGCCUAGCCCCGGCAUUGGUGCUGCUGGCGCCGCCGCCGGCCUCGCGGUCGCAUCUGCAAGCCCGCAGCGGCCGGUCCUGGGGUCCCCUACCGGAACCUCUCGCGCCAGCGGCAGGCUCCGCGCCGGCAGCGGCGGCGCCACCGCCUCCGGCAUUGCGGUUGCGGCUGCACCACUGCUGGCGGCGACAUCAGUGGCGGCCGCCGCCGGCGAGGACCCACUGGCUGUGGCGCCGCCGCCAGUGGCUCGCACCCGGCGGCUGUACUUUGAAGAGUUACACAUCGGCGAGAUCCGGAUUUCGGCUUCGUUCGCGCCGACGCCGUACAACAGCCGUACGGCGGCGGCCAUGGCGGCGGCUGAGGAGCUGGAGGGCGCAGCGGUUGAUGGCGGCGGCGCCGCCGCCGCCUCUGCGGCUGGCGGCGGCGGGCUGGUCGACAGCGCGGUGCGGCUGGUGGUGUCUCUGGCGCAUCUGGAGGGCGCGUGGGUGACUCUGCGGCCGCUGGACAUGCGCUAUGCGCUGAUGCGGGAUGAGGCGCUGGGGCAGAACAUCUUCCGGCACUACAUGUCGUGUGCGGUUCUGGAGCUGAUCAAGGUGGUGGGCUCGCUCGACAUAUUCGGAGACGUGGUGCGGCUGCUGCAGGCUCUGGGUGUGGGCAUGUGGCACUUGGUGUCCAUGCCAGUGGCGGGCGCACUGCGCGGCGACAUGGUGCACUUUGCGGCGGGGCUGGCGGGCGGCGUUCUCAGCAUGGCUCGCAACGUCACCUACGCCGCCAGCAACAGCGCAGUCAAGGCCAGCCGCCGGGCUCGCUCCACGUUAUCAGCUCUGAUUCCAGAGCCCAUCCACACGCAGCCCUACAGCCCCGACGCCGUGUCGGCAGCCGCCGGCGGCGGCUUCACCGGCAGCAGUGGCGGCAACAGGGCGGGCCUGGCAGGCCGUGCCGGCGCUGCGCGAGGUGUGCGGGGCGGUGAGGUCGGCAGCCCGCAUUACCGCGACCGCGCGGCCGGCGGCGGUGCCAGUGACGGGGCUGUGGGCCAUGGCGGUGACCCGGAGCACGGCAGCGGUCAGCUGGUGCCGUACACUGGUGCCGCUGCGGGCCGCGGCGCCGGCCGCGCGCCGUCGUCGUCGCUGGCAGCGGUGGGCAGCGGCAGCGGGCGGCGCGAUCUCCUCGCGUCCACGUGGGAGGGAUACGCCGCCAUCCUGCAGCGGGUGGCCACACAGGCCUCGCGGCUGAGCCUGCUGGGCACCGCGCGGGAGCUGCUGCUGGGCGGGCUGGGCGCGGUGGCGCUGCCCACUGUGGCUGUGCUGCAGCUGGUGGAGGUGGCGGCCGCCUCCGUGCGCUCCGCGGUGGCGCCCAGGGGCGGCGGCCCCGGCCGCGGCGGCGGCGGCGUGUGGCCGCGCGUGCCUCGCUGGGUUGACCCGGCGGCGCCGCUGCAGCGCUACUGCUGGCUGGAGGCGCUGUGCCGGCUGCUGCAGGCGGAGCUGCGCGGCGGCGCCUUCGCGGAGGAGCCGUACGUGGGCGGCGUGCAGCUCACCGAGUCGACUUUCGCGGUGGUCACCCGCCGCCACCUGCUGCUGGUCGCGCCACGACACGCCGCCGCCGCCACCACCAGCACUGCAGCCACCGCCACAGCGGCCGGCAGUAGUGGCAGCAGCACGUCUGCCGGGGGCUUUUCUCCGCAGGCCGCCGCCGCCGCUGCCGCUGCCGGGGGCGGCGGCCACUCAGCAGCGCACCCCUGGUUCUCAGACCUAGGGCUGAGCCUGGUGGUGCCGCUGGAGGGACUGGUGAUGGCGGCGGUGGCGGGACCAGGCGGCUCGCCUUCAAUCGUGUCGAUCGCGCAUGUGCAGCCGUGGGCUCUGCACCGCGCCGCGGGCUCCCACCACCACGGCCACGGCCACGGCCACCACGGCCUCAGCCGCCAUGGGAGGCCGCAGGCGCACGCCCCCAGCGGUGGCAGUGGCGGCGCGGCCGGACUGCUUGGCGCGGCGGCGGCGGCGGCAGCGGCCCCUGCCGGCACGCUACGACUGCGCACGCCGACAUCGCCGUCCUCAGCAACCACAACGCCACCGCGAAUGGCGAGACGUGUACACCACGACGGCAGUCGCAGCGGCGGCAGUGGCGCCGCCACCAGCCCUCUCCUCGCUGUGGGCUACAGCCACGCGCCGCCGCCGCCGCCCUCGCCUGCCGCCUCCCGCCGCACUUCCUUCUCUUACGCCUCGCUUGCGGCGGCGGCCCUGGGCGGCGGCAGCGGCAGCAGCCACUCUGCAGCUUCAGUACCAGCGCCUGCACCGCCGCCGCCACCGCCGCCGUCGGCGUAUGGUGGAGACAGCAGCGAUGAGGAUGAGGAUGACGACGGCGGCGGUGGCGGCCGCCGUGGCGCUCCGCCGUCGCCAUGGCUGUGUGUGACGACGCUGGAGGUGCUGUAUGAGGCGGAUGCAGUGCGGCUGGUAGCACUGCUGGAGGAGGUGAGGGUUUGGUACGAGAAGCAGCGGCGUGCAAGCAGUGGCCUACGUAUGAUCGGCUUCUAGGGAGUGGAAGAGUAACUGACAGUGGAGGCGAUGGGAAACGGAUACCGCGGGGGCAUUGAGUUUGUACUUGGGGUUCCUGUAUGAUGUUUAGCGCAGAGGUGGCGUGUGCCAAGUGAUGUGGUGAUUCUGGCAUUGUUGUUGGGUGCUGUGUGUUCGUUCCCUGUCUAGUUGUGAACCGCUUCGCAGUAGGGGACUUUGACAUGCACGAUCAGGACACGAGGGGUCAUGGUUGUCACAAGCGUGUGUGUUGAUAUGCGCGUGUGUGUGUGUGUGUGUGUGUGUGUACGUACGCCUGUGUUGUCGCAUACUGUGUGGUUAACAGAGUUGUUCGUGCCGUACAUACAGCCGACUCAUUGUCGGGGUCCCGCUUGGGACAACUAGACUGCUAGGCUAGUGCAGGAGUAGUAGGAAGAGUAGCGGUAGUGCCAGGAAUGCUGCUUUCUGGGUCCACGAGUUUGCCUGUCCCUGCCAUUCGUGUAUUAACUUAUAGCCAGAUAUGCCGGUGCGUGCAGAAGAGAACUCAGGUACAGACUGCUGUUUGCAGGACUCGCAAGUAGGUGCGCUGUAUUCGAGAUACCCCGUCACAUGUUUACCCAGCGUAGUGCUCCAGGGACUGAUGUCUGAUGAGCCGCAUUCGUGUUUCGCAUCUUUGUCGUUAAGUGGGGGCAGCUGGCGCUGUGCGCCUGGGGUAGAGGCUGCGAGGCUGCAACUGCCAUGAGCACAGCUAAUGCGAAUGCGGUCACGUUACACCAAUGUAACAUCUGGCGUCU
Molecule: messenger RNA, 23784 nt
Organism: Chlamydomonas reinhardtii
Lineage: Eukaryota; Viridiplantae; Chlorophyta; Chlorophyceae; Chlamydomonadales; Chlamydomonadaceae
Exons: 19
Coding region: 233-23014 (7593 amino acids)
Biological process (GO): protein retention in Golgi apparatus; protein targeting to vacuole
Cellular component (GO): extrinsic component of membrane
Source: RefSeq, a predicted model, not a curated record